Belonocnema kinseyi is the source of this 1227-nucleotide messenger RNA. RefSeq names its product DNA-binding protein RFXANK. The transcript has 6 exons. The coding region runs from base 193 to 987 and encodes 264 amino acids. Gene Ontology annotation, molecular function: protein binding. The record is from RefSeq and is a predicted model, not a curated record. NCBI's taxonomy places the organism in Eukaryota, Metazoa, Arthropoda, Insecta, Hymenoptera, Cynipidae.
AUAUCGAUUUUUGACUGACACUCGCGACUAACUUCAAACCUUAAUCAUUACAAACCGGGCCUUGUUUUUGUGUCAACAUGUGUCGAUUUAUUUAAACUUUUCUCAGUACCAGGAUCUAUUUUAAAUGUUUAUUACGUAGAAUAAAUACGCGAGAAUUUUCGUCAAAUUUUAAAAGGUUUGUGGGACUUCGGAAUGAAAGAAGUAGAUGAGAAUUUUGAAGAAAAUGAUAUCAAGCAGGAGAAUGGAACACCAUGUGAAAAUACAGAAGCUUCUAUUGGAAUAAGACCUCGACCGUUGAUUUGUAAACCGGGACAUGUAAACGUGGGUUGUAAAUCGGAACCUCUUGAAACAAAAUGGCAUUGGGCACCUGGUGCAUGGCAAGAUGCGACUCGAACGAGUGCAUUUCAACCUUACAAGCCUCCUACAUUGCUCACAAAUUUGCAAAGAGGAAACACGCAAACGGAAAUUCCACAACUUUAUGUAGGAAAAGAUAUAACUUUUUAUACACUCGCUGGUCAAGGGGAACUUACACCUGAAGACAUUCGUCCUGGAUCGGUGGAUGAACUGGAUGAAAAGGGAUUGUCUGGAUUAAUGUGGGCUGCGGGAUAUGGACAAUUGGGUAGUGCGAGACAACUUUUGGAAGCUGGAGCUGAUAAAAAUUGUCGAGGACAUCAAGGACAAACACCUUUGCAUUUGGCAGCAGCCUAUGGACAUCAUGAUUUAGUGAAACUUUUAUUAAGUCACGGCGCUGAUCCUAAUCUUUCUGAAGAGGAGGGUAAUACUCCUCUGAUCUAUGGAGCAAAUGGCGAUCACCCUCACGUUUGUUACGAACUCUUAUCAAAAGGAGCGGAUGUAACGCAUCGAAAUAUUCAUGGUGUGAGUGCUUAUCAAGCUGCGAUUCUAAACAACGCAACAACAGCGAAAGCCGUGAUAGAAAACUACCUUGUACAAAAAGUUGUAAGCUCAUCGACUGGAAUUUUUUCCUAGGCUUAUGCUUAUUGCACAAAUUUGAAUAUUAAAAAAUUUUAAAGCGAUCUAUUUCGAGAUAAAUUCCAUCUAGUUGUAGGUUCGUUAAUUUUCUGUAUAUUGAAGUUUGAAAAGAGUUAAUGAAUGUGAUUUUUUACUUGUUUACAAAAUUAUUUUUUGGCUGAGUUGUUGUGAAUGAAUUGUAUGAUAAUAUUGAUAAUUGUUAAAUGAACAACUUAUUUUUUAAGUUUUGACUAGAUU